UUCUCUCUCCUUUGCUUACUUUGUGCCUUGUGUACUGGUAGACACUCUAGGUGAGUUUUACAGACAGAGCCGGGUAGGACAUUAAAUUCCACUGCUUUGAUUGCCACAGAAUAGCUCUUUUAUUCUGCCCGAGCGCUCUGUAGACGUGUCUGUGCAAAGAGUGGAGUUGUGUGGCUGCAGGAAUUCCAGGACACAAGGAUUCCACCAGCAGAAAUCACCUCGCUUGUGAACUACCUGUGACUCUCAGACUCUUUCAUUUCCUAUAGGAAUGAAACCCAUGGCACUGGGUGUAAGAGGAACCAAACAUGGCAAUGAGGUCUUUUUCAUUUUAGAUUAGUGGGAGAACACAGUUUGAGGUCACUGCUUCUCCCCUGCUGAAUUUUGGGGCAUCAUGGGGUUGUUGUCAGUGGAGCAGAAUGUCUUGCUGUUUGUGACUGCUCUUUUUGGGAUAUAUCGCUAUUCUGAAGGGGGAUGUUCAGGAAGAUGCUGUCAAGGGACAGAUCUCACCUGUUUUACCACAGACUGGAGGAUGGACAGAGUCUAUGGGACGUGUUAUUGUGAUGAGAGGUGUGUCAAGACUAAAGACUGUUGCUUUGACUACCCAACAGAGUGCCCAGCCCAGCCAUGUGUAGUAAGUGAGUGGAGUGGCUGGAGCGGGUGUGCCCAGCCCUGCCAGCCCUCAUUCCUUGUCCGGAGACGGAGCAUUAAAAGAGAGCCCAGAAACAGCGGCCAGGCCUGUCCAAAGCUGGAGGAACAGGCAGGCUGUAUGGAGUAUCAGAACCACCACGGGCAGUUUUGUGCUCAAACGCAAGGAGCAGCAUUUAUAACCACAAUGGAGUACAGCAAAGGCAGAGUACAUGAUUUGUAUGGGGCCCCGUUGGAUGCUGGAUUCUGUAUGGAGUUCAAGAUGGAGUCUCUGACACCACAGUGCAUGGUGGAGAAUCAACCCUAUACUCGCUGGAUGCAGUACUUGAGGGAAGGCUAUAAUGUCUGUGUGGCCUGUCAACCUCCUGCCAUGAGCAAUCACAGCCGGAGUUGCCAAGGAGACGGUAACCUAUCUGAGAGGGAUGAGCUACUACACUGGCAAGCGGUGGGAAGCCUCCACUGCAGAGGAACAUGGAGGAAAGUACAGAGAUUGGAGCAUUGCUCCUGCCCACAAGUGCACAGCUUCGUUUUCAUUUAAACACACCCAAGGUGACUUAUAGUACUGAACUUCACUUGUCCACAAAAGAACGCCAUUCCCUGUUUCAUGUGUGAAGAAAUGUACAUCACACUUUUGCAUAAAUAUAUUUAAAAUACUUUUGGUUUAUUUUUCUUCAAAUCUCCAGGAGCUGAAUUAAAGGCAAACCUGAGCUCAUUUUCGCCCUCUACUGGAAAAUGUUUCCCAUUAAGAUGCAUUGUAAACCUCAAUGCAUACAGUUUUUAAGUUAUUAUGCAAUACUUUUACUUAAUUUUGAAAAAACAAACAAACAAACAAACACACACAUACACACACACAUAUAUAUAUAUUUGCAACACCAUCCUAUAGACAAAACUUUUUUUACAAUUUAUUUCUAAAUGACGUCACUAAUAUGAAGACAAAUGAAAGCUGAAACAGUACCAAGUAUGUGAAGUGUCUCAUAUUUGUGUGAAAUAUAAAUCGCAAAGCAAAAGUAAAUACAUUUCGUCACUGUACAUAAAACAACUGCCCUCAGAGUGAGGAAUAUACAAUCUUCCAUUUCAACAACUGCACAAGUAUAUGGCACCUGGCAGAUUAUGACAACUUCACAGCAAUACAUUCUACAGGUCCUUAAGUAUUAAAAGUGUAGCCAACAGCAUUUCAGUUGACCUUUCCCAGUUUCUUCAGGGUUCUCCACCUGUCCUUGAGCAUGACAGUGGUCCGGUUCUCAAACUCAAAUUCAAACUCAUUCAGGAUCAUGGCCCACUUCCCCUCCCCGUGCUUCCUCACACCUGCUUUAAGCUCCAUAUCUUCCUUGUAAGUCCACAUCUGAGAGGAGGAAAUGAUGUAUGCUGUUUAUAAAUUCAAAUGCUUCUAUAAUACAUUAUGAGCAGGAUUAUAUGACAUCUGACUUCAGAGUAACUCACCCUCUUGGUUCGGGUUGUCACACUAAUAUCACUUUGUGAUACUGAAGGGACAUUACUCCUCCUGGAAACCCCUGUGUUGCAUAAAAAAUAAAUAAAUGGUUUAUAUAUUAUUGGAAUGAGAAACUUUAAGCAUUCAUUGAGUUGUUAACAUCAUCCGUAAUUCCACCCAUCUGAGAACUUACUGCAAAUGGAGGUUCUCCUGAGCAUGGGUUGCUGGUUUCUGGUUUCCAUGGCUCAUGAAUUUAUUUUGAGAGAAGUUUCUUUUUGGGUCUGUGAGGCAGUAGGCAGAGUCAAUUUCAAUCUUCAAUUUAGUUAUUUUUUUAAAUUUUUUUCCAAAUAAGAAAUGUGCCAGGUUCAAUAUGUGGAUGUUGAGUCUCUUGCUAACAUGUAAAAUGGCUAUACUUUUGAAAUGGAUGCGUUUUUUAUGUUUAUUGCCUUGCUCUGUCUCCUUUCAUUGUAAGAACCUUACUGUAGGCACUUACAAUGCACUUGUGUCUAUAACAUUAGUGACAUAAUGGUGAUUACCACAGAAAAUGUGGUAAUCACCAUUAUGCCACAAAUGUUAUAAACCGAGCUCAAUUUGAAGUGAACCUUGAACAUUCCUUUAAUUUAUUUUCAGUGUAAAAAGCAACUAUGUCAAAGCAAUAUGAGAGACUUUGAGGAAAUUAAAACAUUUACAUUGAGGUCACCUCAAUUUCAUAAUUAUCAGAUUAUUGAUGGUCAUUUUUGUGUCAUUAUGGUGAAUAUGAACCAAGGUUCACAAUCACUCCAGUGAAUGCUUAUCUUUUAAAUCCUGUAGGUAAAAAUAACCUGGUAACACUUUACAAUUUGGUUCCAUUUGCUAACAUUACUUAAUGCAGGGGGCCUGGGUAGCUCAGCGAGUAUUGACGCUGACUACCAACCCUGGAGUCUGGAGUUUGAAUCCAGGGCGUGCUGUGCUAUAUCAGCCAGGUCUCCUA
Molecule: messenger RNA, 3044 nt
Organism: Myxocyprinus asiaticus (Chinese sucker)
Lineage: Eukaryota; Metazoa; Chordata; Actinopteri; Cypriniformes; Catostomidae
Product: somatomedin-B and thrombospondin type-1 domain-containing protein-like
Exons: 5
Coding region: 392-1183 (263 amino acids)
Source: RefSeq, a predicted model, not a curated record